AUGUACCACGUCCUCAUCGCCGCUUUCGCCACCUGCGUCGCGUGCGAGCUCUUCGAGACCGAGAAAAUCUACGCCACCGAUGAUUACGCGAUCGCCAAGCGUCGCAUCGAGCUCGCGCGCGAGCGCAUCGCCGUCGCCGAGGCUCAAGUUCGCGAAAAAGGCGAACGGAAGAGCGCGCGUUUGGAGCAAGCGCAAGUCGCGCUCGUGCACGCCGAGCAAAAGAUGAAACAGAUGUGCAUGGCCACGGGACGGACGUUCAUGAUCGUUACGUUCAUCGGCGCCACGGCGGUCAGAUGGUACUACUCGUACGCCGAACAAAAGACUGGGUUGCGACUGCCGUUCGCCGCGCCGAUGCGCUGGGCGCUCGGAACUGGCGAAGACGAACGCGAUUUAAAUCCCACCGCGGCGUAUUUCAUCGUGACGUAUCUCUGGCGCGUGGUGUUCGGGGAUGUGCUGGGGCGUAAGACGAGACAGAUCGAGGCGUAUUGGAGCACAAAGGACACGGAACGUUACAUGGCCGCGCAUCGACAAACCUUCAACUCGUUGACUCGCGACUCUACGAUGGCGGUGGCGCCAAAGGUGAAGAAAAUGCGAUGA
Ostreococcus lucimarinus CCE9901 is the source of this 597-nucleotide messenger RNA. RefSeq lists its product with no specific name. The transcript has a single exon. Bases 1 to 597 code for a protein of 198 amino acids. The record is from RefSeq and is a predicted model, not a curated record. NCBI's taxonomy places the organism in Eukaryota, Viridiplantae, Chlorophyta, Mamiellophyceae, Mamiellales, Bathycoccaceae.